AUGAACCCCAAGCGCAGUGCACAGAUCAACAAACUCCGCGAGAACGCCAACGCCGCCUACCGCAAGGCAAACUACGACGAGGCAAUCAAGCUGUACUCGCUCGCCAUCGACAUGGGACUCAACCGGCCGGGCUGGGAGCCUAUGGGUAUUGCGCGCGAAGAAUUGUCGGGCCUUUAUGCGAACCGCGCGCAGGCGCAGAUGGCAAUGCAGGCUUGGCCCGAGGCGCUGAUUGAUGCUAAAGCUAGUGUUGAUUCAAAGCCUGUUGGAAAUGUUAAGGCUUGGUGGCGCAUUGCCAAGUGUCUUGCGGAGAUGACUCGCUACGAGGAGGCGCGCAAGUUCUUGCACAAGUCGCUUGAUAUUGAAGGGAAGGAUUCCGAGGGCGGGAAGGAGUUGUUUGCGUUGCUUGGGGAGGUUGAUAGGGCGCUAUUGCGGAAAUUGUCUGCUUAG
Molecule: messenger RNA, 447 nt
Organism: Penicillium digitatum Pd1
Lineage: Eukaryota; Fungi; Ascomycota; Eurotiomycetes; Eurotiales; Aspergillaceae
Source: RefSeq, a predicted model, not a curated record